Mauremys mutica (yellowpond turtle) is the source of this 7599-nucleotide messenger RNA. Its product is annotated as IgGFc-binding protein-like. The transcript is spliced from 42 exons. The record is from RefSeq and is a predicted model, not a curated record. Lineage: Eukaryota; Metazoa; Chordata; Testudines; Geoemydidae. Gene Ontology annotation, molecular function: protein binding; calcium ion binding. Bases 179 to 7450 code for a protein of 2423 amino acids.
GGCAACCACCACCAUAGCAACCAGCUCCGUGCCCACUGGCACCACGGCAACCACCACCAUAGGAACCGGCACCGACCCCACUGGCACCACGGCAACCACCACCGUAGCUACCGGCUCCGCCCCCACUGGCACCACGGCAACCACCACCGUAGCUACCGGCUCCGCCCCCACUGGCACCAUGGCAACCACCACCGUAGCUACCGGCUCCGCCCCCACUGGCACCACGGCAACCACCACCGUAGCAACCGGCUCUGUGCCCACUGGUACCACGGCAACCACCACCGUAGCAACUGGCUCCGCCCCAACUGGUACCAUAGCAACCACCACCGUAGCAACUGGCUUCGUGCCCACUGGCACCACGGCAACCACCACUGUAACUACCGGCUCCGCCCCAACUGGUACCACGGCAACCACCACUGUAGCAACCAGCUCUGUGCCCACUGGCACCACGGCAACCACCACCAUAGCAACCGGCUCUGCCCCCAGUGGCACCACGGCAACCACCACCAUAGGAACCGGCACCGCCCCAACUGGCACCACGGCAACCACAACCAUAGCUACCGGCUCCGCCCCAACUGGUACCAUGGCAACGACCACCGUAGCAACUGGCUCCGCCCCCAGUGGCACCACAGCAACCACCACCAUAGGAACUGGCUCCGUGCCCACUGGGACCACGGCAACCACCACCAUAGCAACCGGCUCCGUCCCCACUGGCACCACGGCAACCACCACCGUAGCAACCGGCUCUGUGCCCACUGACACCACGGCAACCACCACUGUAGCAACCAGCUCUGCCCCCAGUGGCACCACGGCAACCUCCACCGUAGCAAGUGGCUCCACCCCCAGUGGAACCACGACAACCAGCCCCAUAGCAACUGGCUCUGCCCCCACUUCUGGGUCUCCAGCCCCCUCUGUGACCUCAUCAACUCUGCCAGGCACCUCCUUCCCAUGCCCCCCGAACGCCCACUAUGAGGCCUGCGGCCCAGCCUGCCCCCCGCGCUGCGACGACCCCCAGCCGAGCUGCGACCUGCCCUGCCAGCCGAGCUGCCAGUGCGACCCAGGGCACCUGCUGAGCGGGGAGCGCUGCGUCCCCACCGCCGACUGCGGCUGUUUCUACAACCACACCUACCUCCAGCCUGGUGAGGUGAUCUACGCUGACGGCUGCCAGGAGAUCUGCCAGUGUCUCUCUAACAACAACACCCGCUGCUCUGAUGCCAGCUGCCGACCCAACGAGCACUGCGUCAGCCAUGGGGACGGGGUGCAGGGGUGCUUCCCAAUAGACUCCGCGACCUGCGUGGCGUCGGGCGACCCCCACUACACCACCUUCGACAAGAGGAAGUUCGAUUUCCAGGGCACCUGCACCUACGUGCUGGCCCAGCCCUGCAACGCCAGCCUGGCCCCGGCCCCCUUCGCCGUCCGCGCCGCCAGCGAGCACCGGCACGGCCACAGCACCGUCUCCUACGUCCGGGCCGUGGUCCUGGAGCUGCCCGGGGCCACCGUCGGCCUGCUCAAGAACCGCGUGGUGCAGGUGAACGGCUCCCAGGUGACCCUCCCCGCGGUCCCCGCCCCCGGCGUGUCCGUCCGUCUGUCCGGGGCGUUCGCCGAGGUCCGGACGGAUUUCGGGCUGGUCGUCCGGUACGACGGGAACCAUUACGCCGAGGUCCGGGUCGGCCAGCAGUAUCGGGGUGCCCUGUGCGGGCUCUGCGGUGACUACAACGGGGACCCCGGCGACGACUUCCGGACCCCGGCGGGGGCCGCGGCCGGCUCGGCCGGGGAGUUCGGGGACAGCUGGGGCGUCGGGAACUGCACCCCGACCGGCCCCCCCGGCCCCCCCCAGUGCCCCGCGGACGCGCGGCUGGACUACGAGGGGCCCGGGGCCUGCGGGAUCCUGCUGGCCCCCGACGGGCCCUUCGCCCCCUGCCACGGCCAGCUGAGCCCCAUGACCUUCUUCCGGGACUGCGUGUUCGAUCUCUGCGCCCUGGGGGGCGACCGGCGCCAGCUCUGCUCCGCCCUGGGCAGCUACGGGGCCCAGUGCCAGACCCACAGCGUCAGCCUGGGCCCCUGGCGCAACCAGACCCUCUGCCCCAUGCUCUGCCCCACCCACAGCCAUUACGAGCCCUGCGGGCCCCCCUGCCCGGCCGCCUGCCCCGAGGCCGGGGUGAGGGGCUGCCAGGGCCCCUGCCUGGAGGGGUGCUCCUGUGACCCCGGCUUCCUGCUCAGCGGGGGGGGCUGCGUCCCCCAGGGGGGCUGCGGCUGCAGCUACGCCGGGGGGUACCACGAGCUGGGCGAGGAGUUCUUCGGGCCGGGCUGUGGGUCGCGCUGCCGCUGCGAGGGGGGCAACCGGACCCACUGCCAAGCCUGGCAGUGCCGCCCCACGGAGACCUGCGGGCUGCACAAUGGCCUGUACGGCUGCCACCCCACAGCCAGCGCCCCCUGCUACGUCUCCGGGGACCCCCACUACCAGACCUUCGACGGCCGCCGGCUCGACUUCAUGGGCACCUGCACCUACACCCUAGCCCAGCCCUGCGGCAACUACACGGGGCCCUGGUUCAGCGUCGAGGGCAAGAACGAGGCGCGGGGCCGCCGGGGCGUCUCCUACCUGCGCGCGGUGCACGUCCGCCUGCCGGGGGCCGGCCUCACCCUGCGGAAGGGCCGGCGCGUCCUGAUCAACGGGACGCGGGUGACGCUGCCGGCCAGGCCCACCCGGGACGCCUCCGUGGCCCUCAGCGGCCAGUACGUGGCCGUGGAGACCUCGUUCGGCCUGGCCCUGCGCUGGGACGGGACCCACUACCUGGAGAUCCGGGCCCCCAGCUCCUACUCCGGCCUCCUGUGCGGGCUCUGCGGGAACUACGACGGGCAGCCCGACAACGACGCCCUGACGCCGGACGGGCGGCCGGCCGCCGACGGGGCCGCGCUGGGGAACAGCUGGCAAACCCCCGACGACGAGGACCCGCAGUGCCGACCCGACGUCUCGGACAAGCCCGUCUGCACCCCGGGCGGUGAAAUAACGACCAGCUGCGACCGGCUCCGCGACCCCCAGGGGCCUUUCAGGGACUGUCACAAACUGCUCCCCCCCACCCCCUAUUUGGAGAACUGCCUCUUCGACAUGUGCCAGUACCAGGGGCUGCAAGAGACCCUCUGCGCCCAGCUCCAGGCCUACACGGCCGCCUGCCAGGCCGCCGGCGCCCCCGUGCACCCCUGGAGGGGCCCCCAGCUCUGCCCUCUGGCGUGCCCGGCGAACAGCUCCUACGCCCUGUGCGCCCAGCCGUGCCCCCCCACCUGCAGCCCGGCCGUGGAGCCCGUCGAGUGCCCGGCCCAGCGCUGCGUGGAGGGGUGCGAGUGUCUCCCGGGCUUCGUGCUGAGCGGGGAGGAGUGCGUGGCAGCGAGCCGGUGCGGGUGCACAGGGCCCGGCGGCGACUACCACCCGCUCGGCGAGGGCUGGUACAACGCGGCGUGUAGCGAGAGAUGCACCUGCCAGGGCCAGGACGACAUCCGGUGCCAGCCAGCCCGGUGCCAGCCCCAGGAGCUGUGCCAGCGGCGGGAGGGCGAGUACGGCUGUUACCCCACCGGCUGGGGGGGCUGCGUGGCGGCGGGGGACCCCCACUACACCACCUUCGACGGGCGGCUCUUCCACUUCAUGGGCACCUGCAGCUACACCCUGACACGGACCUGCAACGCCAGCGCCGGGCUCCCCGGCUUCUCCGUGGAGGCCGCCAACGAGCACCGGGGGGCCAGCACCCGGGUCUCCUACGUCCGCGCCGUGGCUGUGGAGGUGUUCGGCCACCGGGUGGCGCUGCUCAAGGGGCGCCGAGUGAUGGUGGACGGGCAGCGGGUGACCCUGCCGGUGGCCCUGGCCGGGGGCCGGCUCGAGGUGCGGCUCAGCGGUGGCUACGCUCUGCUGCAGACGGACUUCGGGCUGCGGGUUCGCUACGACGGGAGCCAGCGGGUCGAGGUUCUGGCGCCGUCGUCCUACGCCGGGCGCCUCUGCGGGCUCUGCGGGAACUACAACGGGCAGAGCUCCGACGACAACCUCAUGCCCAACGGCACCUCGGCCGACACCGACGCCGACCGCCUGGGCGAGAGCUGGGCAGUGCCGGGUGCCAGCAGCCCCGGCUGCACCAACUCUGGGGAUCCGGGCGAAUGUGACCCAGAGAUCGACCUGGAAGCUCAGAAGCCGACUAGCUGUGGAGCCCUGACGGACCCCCAGGGCCCCUUCGCCCCCUGCCAUGGGGCCGUGCCCCCCGCGGAUUCCUUCAAGAGCUGCCGCUACGACCUGUGCGGCACCGGGGGCGAGACGACCGCCCUCUGCUACGCCCUGCAGUCCUACGCCGACCGCUGCGCCCAGGCCGGGCUCCCCCUCGCCUGGAGGAACAGCAGCCUGUGCCCCUUGAUCUGCCCCCCUGGCAGCACCUACACCCCCUGUGCCAGUCCCUGCCCGUCCAGCUGCACCGACCCGGGGGCGCCCAACAGCUGCCCGGCCCUGCCCUGCGUGGAAGCCUGCGCCUGCAACGACGGCUACGUCCUCAGCGGGGAGACCUGCGUCCCCCUGAGCCAGUGCGGCUGCAGCGACACGGACGGGCGGUACCACCCGGUGGGCGAGAGCUGGAUGGCAAACCAGAACUGCACCGAACGCUGCACCUGCUCCAGCGCCAACAACAUCAGCUGUGAGCCCUGGAGCUGCAGCCCCGUGCAGCAGUGUCGGCUGGAGGACGGGCUGCUGGGCUGCCAGGACACAGGGGUGGCCUCCUGCCACGUGGCCGGGGACCCUCACUACUUCACCUUCGAUGGGGCCAUGGUGACCUUCCUGGGCACCUGCACCUACACCCUGGUGACCGUGUGCCGCGGGGACGGGCGCCUGGAGCCCUUCAACGUCACGGGCAAGAACGAGGAGCGGGGCCGGCCCGAGGCCUCCUACCUGCGCCUGGUGCACGUGGAGAUCGGCGGGGCCCGCUUCACGCUCAUGAAGAACCGACGGGUGCUGGUGGACGGGGAGCGGGUCCGCACCCCGGUGCUGGGCCGGGUCCCCGGCGUCUCCGUCAGCACCAGCGGCGUCUACACGGAGCUGCGGAGCCGGGCCGGGCUGCUCGUCCGCUUCGACGGGAACCAGCACCUGGAAAUCCAGCUCGCCGGCGUCUACUUCGGCCAGGUCUGCGGCAUGUGUGGGAAUUACAACAACCGGAGCCAGGACGACCUGGCCCUGCCCAGCGGCCGCCCGGCCGCCAACGCCACCGACUUCGGCAACAGCUGGCGGGCGCCCGGCGACCCCGACCCGGGCUGCCAGCCGGACAACCGCGAGGACCUGGCCCCCCGCUGCAGCCCGCAGGAGAAGGAGCGCUUCCUCGCCCUGUGCCGGGAGAUCCUCUCCCCCAAAUACCAGGCCUGCCACGGGCUCCUGGACCCCCAGCCCUUCGUCCAGAGCUGCCUCUUCGACAUGUGCGAAUACCAGGGCAUGGCCUCCACCCUCUGCGACAUCCUCCAGGCCUACGCCGAAGCCUGCAAGAGCCAGGGCCUGGCCGGCCUCUCCUGGAGAAACAGCACGUUCUGCCCCCUGCCGUGCCCCCCGCGCAGCCACUACACCGAGUGCGCCCCGCCCUGCCCGGCCACCUGCUCCGACCUCUACGCCCCGGCCAGCUGCCCGAGCCCCGCGGCCUGCGUGGACGGCUGCGCCUGCGACCGCGGCUACGUGCUCAGCGACGAGACCUGCGUGGCCAUGGGGGAGUGCGGGUGCCUGGAUGACCGGCAGGGCUACCAUAGCGCCGGGGACGCCUGGCUGAGCAGCGACUGCCGCGAACGCUGCGCCUGCCUGGCGAACGGUAGCGCCUCCUGCCAGCUGUUCCAGUGCCCGGCCGGGUCCCGCUGCAGCCUCAGCCGCGCCGGGGUCCGCUACUGCCAACCCACCGAAUUCCACGCGUGCACCAUCUCCGGCGACCCCCACUACCGCACCUUCGACCGCUACGUCUACCACUUCCAGGGCCGGGCCACCUACGCCCUGACGGCCACCCUGCCCACCCUGCCCCCGGCCCUGCCCCCGCUGAGCGUCUCGGGCCGCAACCGGCGCUGGGUCGCCCGCCACCGGGUCUCCUUCCUGCGCGAGGUCUACGUCUCGGUGUACGGCCACCGGGUCACCAUGAUGGAGGGCUGCAAGCUGGCGGUGAACGGGCUGCGGGUGAUCCCCCCGUUCCAGCCCACGGAGGGGCUCAGUAUUACGCAGAGGGGACGCAGCCUCUUUCUGCAGACGGACUUCGGCCUCUCGGUCUCUUUCGAUGGCCGGGACCACUCAGAGAUCGUGCUCCCGGCCACGUUCCGGACCCACGUCGGGGGGCUGUGCGGGAAUUACGACGGGCGCCGGGACAACGAAUACACCAAGCCGGACGGCAGCCAGACCCGCAGCCCCACCGUGUUCGGGGAGAGCUGGGCCCUCAGUGCCCCCUGGGGCCGGGCGCUGGGCCUGCCGGAGCCCCCCCGGGCCAGGCGAGCGGCGCCGGAGGCCCCCCCGGAGUCGGGGUUCGAGGCUCAGUGCACCCCGGCCCAGCUGGCGUCGGUGAACGGGACGCGGCUCUGCGGGGCCCUCGGCGACCCCCAAGGACCCUUCCAGGCCUGCCACGGCGAGCUGGGCCCCGGCCCCUUCCAGGAGAACUGCGUCUACGACGUCUGCGCCGUGUACAACAACUCGGAGCUUCUGUGCGACAGUUUCAGCGUCUACGUCCAGAGCUGCCAGGGCCUGGGGCUGGCGCUGCCCGGCUGGAGGGAGGCCACGGGCUGUGCUCUGGCCUGCCCGGCCCACACCACCUACCAGCCCUGCAUGACGGCCUGUCCCGCCAGCUGCGCCCACCUGGCCGCGCCCGCGUCCUGCGACGCCCCCUGCCUGGAGGGCUGCGCCAGCGACCCCGGCUACGUCCUCAGCGGCCUCGACAGCGUCCCCUACAGCCAGUGCGGCUGCACCCAGCACGGCCACUACUACCAGAUCAAUGACACGUUCCUGACGGCUGACUGCGCCCAGCGCUGCACCUGCCUGGAGACGGGGGCCCUGCGCUGCGAACCGGCCGGCUGCGUCGAGCCCCUGAUCUGCGCCGUCGCCAACUACACCCAGGGCUGCUACCGCGCCAGCCCGUGUCUCAGCAGCCCCUGCCAGAACGAGGGCUGGUGCCAGGAGGCGGCCGGCGGGUACGAGUGCCACUGUGCCGAGGGCUACGCGGGGGGGCUCUGCGAGCGGGUGACGGCCGACGCGGCCCCGGAGGCCCCGGCCCCGCCAGGUCACCUCACCGCCAUCCUCGUGGGCGUCCUCGUCCCCCUGGCGCUGAUCGUCCUGGUCGUCGCCGGCGUCUGCCUCUGCCGACGGAGACAGCGGCGGACGUCUCGCAGAGGACGCAGGAGCAGCAUCCCAGUGACGGCAGCCCUGGGCCAGGGGGACCCCGUGAACCCCGGCACUGAUCGCAUCACCCGGUUCUGAGGCCCUGCCCCUCUCCCGUGACGGCUCAGCCCUGUGACGGGGGGCAGGCGUGGGGGCUGCCGGCACCGGACAUUGCACCCCAGUGGCGACGGGCACCUCCUGAGGCCGGACUCCUGGGUCCUUUCCCUGGUGUCACCCCAUCCCGUCCG